Molecule: messenger RNA, 540 nt
Organism: Pocillopora verrucosa
Lineage: Eukaryota; Metazoa; Cnidaria; Anthozoa; Scleractinia; Pocilloporidae
Source: RefSeq, a predicted model, not a curated record
AUGACUGUGUGUAAAGAUAUAAAACAUAGAGAGAAAGAGGAGGAGUUACAUUUUUCAGAUUUGGAAAACGAAGGGAAAGUAGUAGUCCCCUUACUUAAAGCUUUGUGUGAAGCAAUUGAGGACAAAGUCUCCAAUGGAAGAUCGUUUAUCGAAAAGAUGAGAACUGCGAGGCAAAGAAAGAAAGGUGAAGCUCUAGUUACAAACCGAGCUACUUAUCCUGUGGAUGAUGUUGUUGAGCCUGAGGAUGAGGACUACAUUGAUGCCGCGGAAGACUUUCCUCCACAGCACUCUCGUAUCGUCGAAUCUAUUGAACCCAAGAAACUCGAAAAAGUGAAAGACAUCUUGAACCCUACAAAAGACUGGACACCCGAGUUGGCAGAAGAGAUGCUCCGCACUUGUACCAGGAGGAAGCGAGCCUACAAAGCUGCUUUCAUCGGCUUGUCAGCGAUCACCCUCUUCAUUUUCCAUUCACUUCCGGCAUUUGAUUUUUUGUUCCUGUUUAUUUACUGCAACUUUUUGAUCAUGGUUAUAACCCUCUGA